Coniophora puteana RWD-64-598 SS2 is the source of this 1346-nucleotide messenger RNA. Its product is annotated as FMN-linked oxidoreductase. The coding region runs from base 1 to 1146 and encodes 381 amino acids. Gene Ontology annotation, molecular function: FMN binding; NADPH dehydrogenase activity. NCBI's taxonomy places the organism in Eukaryota, Fungi, Basidiomycota, Agaricomycetes, Boletales, Coniophoraceae. The record is from RefSeq and is a predicted model, not a curated record. The transcript is spliced from 4 exons.
AUGACCAUCGCCCAAACCACCCCCACCCCCGCCCUCUUCCAGCCUCUGCGCGUCGGCACCUCCGAGCUCAAGCACCGCGUCGUCCUCGCCCCGCUCACGCGCUUCCGCAACCACGCGUCGCACGUACCUGGACCCCAGCUGGCGGAGCACUAUGCCCAGCGCGGGAGCGUCCCUGGCACACUCCUUAUCAGCGAGGCGACGUACAUCGCGCCUCGCGCGGCAGGGCUCGCACACGCGCCCGGGAUAUGGAACGACGAGCAGGUUGACGAAUGGAGGAAGGUCACGGACGCAGUCCACGCCAAGGGUUCCUUUAUCUACCUCCAGCUCUGGGCGCUCGGGCGCACGGCCGACCCCACCUCCCUCGCCGGCGAAGGCACCUCCCUCACCACGGGCAAACCAUACGACGUCGUCGCCCCCUCCCCGGUUCCCCUCCCCAAGCCCGACGGCACCACUGGCGCCCUCCCGCGCGAGCUCACCGUCCCCGAGAUCAAAGAAUACGUCCACCUCUACGCGACGGCUGCUGAAAACGCGGUACACAGAGCAGGAUUCGACGGCAUCGAGCUGCACGGCGCGAACGGCUUCCUCAUCGACCAGUUUCUGCAGGACGUGUCGAACACCCGCGACGACGCGUACGGCGGGAGCGUCGAGAACCGCGUGCGUUUCACGCUCGAGGUCAUCGAUGCGGUGAUCCAGGCGAUCGGCAAGGAGCGCACGGCGAUCCGGAUCAGCCCCUGGGGCAAGAUCCAAGGUAUGGGCAUGUCCGACCCCGUCCCGACCUUCACCCACCUCGUCGCACAGCUCGCCGCGCGCGACAUCGCAUACAUCCACGUCAUCGAGCCGCGCGCGCAGGGCCUCGAGGUCAUCGAGGACGCACCGGGUUCAAAUGAUUUCCUCCGCAAGAUAUGGGGAAGUAGACCGUACAUCGCCGCCGGCGGAUUCACACGCGAAUCGGGGAUCAAGGACGCGGAGGAGAAUUUAAAGAGCGGCUUGGUGGCGUAUGGAAGGCUGUUUAUUUCCAAUCCCGAUCUACCAAAGCGCCUGGAGAAGGAUUUAGCGUUGACGCCGUCUGACCGCUCGAAGUACUACUUGCUUGGUGAUUUGACGCCGUUGGGCUACACAGACUGGGAGUUUGCAGAGGAAAGCUAGAUCUGAAGACGAACGCGUGUUAGUACUAUUAUACCUGUAGAUUUCCCGUAUAGUUAACCUUCUUACCGUUAUUCGUAUGGUUCUGUUUGGCUCUUGCGUUGAACUGGAGGGCAGCCUGAUCCUCCCGAUUUGUUCUACGCUGAAGCCCCUCACAUAUGAAUUGAUGUGUAAUCCAACUACAGGCCACUUAGAAAGAUUUC